This is a messenger RNA of Heterobasidion irregulare TC 32-1, 696 nucleotides long. RefSeq lists its product as uncharacterized. The transcript has 4 exons. Bases 1 to 696 code for a protein of 231 amino acids. The record is from RefSeq and is a predicted model, not a curated record. NCBI's taxonomy places the organism in Eukaryota, Fungi, Basidiomycota, Agaricomycetes, Russulales, Bondarzewiaceae.
AUGGAUGUCAAGAAUGCGGAGGAAUCCUAUGUGUUCAGGGUCGAAGAUGAAUGGAGCAUGGUAGAGGACGCAACCGAGAAGGAGAAGAACAGACAGCCCUACCUGACGCUCAAUUUUGACCUACCAAUUUAUGAACAGCACGCCUUACCGCCACCUCCAUUUGUGUCCCGAGAGAGCAGUCGAGAGCCGAUCGAUCGAAAGCCGACUACCCAUAGCCGACGAGAGUUGGCGUAUGCGGAUGAGAGCAUGCAAUCCAUCCGCAACCCAUUCCUGGACGCCGCACCUUCAGGGGAUACACCGAGGAAACCAAUGGACAGAAAUCCAUUCGAAGACGUUGCAAGACCUAUCAUUGGUAGCGUCGUUGCACAUAAGCCGCGUAUCACCAGCCACGUUGCAGCAAACAUCAGGUUACCCCUCCAAGCACAGGUGAUCAACUGCUCGAGUGACCCAGGGGUGACACCAGCCCGGGACCGCAGAGUCAGGAGGGUAGCAAGUGGGAACGGACAAGGUAGACAGAUCGACGUAGAGGAAGGUGGUCUGUUUUUUGCGUCAAGAGUUCACAAGUUUGGCCAGCCCGAAGUGAAGCCACAGAAAGCUAUACAUUUCGAUGAAGGACUCAUUUCGAAUCAUCUGCGAGUAGCCAUACCGCGGAUAGAACUCUCUUUAUCGGAGGACAUGGGAAGUGGUCGGACCUGA